UGAAUCUCUUUCGUUUAACAGCUUCCUUUCCAUCCCGGCUCUGACUCUCACGUCUCCAGCUUUGGGAAGAAAUGAGUAAAAUGGAAGCUCUGAAACUCAGUCUAAUCAUUAUACCGCUGUUGUUAACAAGUUUGCGAUCCAUUGCAUCAUCACCAGACAAUCACCGCUACAAUGUAGGAGAUCACGUCCCUUUAUUUGUCAACAAAGUUGGUCCCCUCAACAAUCCCAGUGAGACUUACCAAUACUACGAAUUGCCGUUCUGUGGUCCAGACCCUGUAGUACAAAAGAAGGAGUCCCUUGGGGAAGUUCUGAGUGGUGACCGCCUGACCAGUGCUCUAUAUAAGUUGAACUUCCGAGAGAACAAAGUUGCAGAGACAUUGUGUCACAAGAAGCUUGAAGGAGAUGAUGUUGCAAAAUUUAGAGAUGCUGUCAUUAAUGAUUUUUACUUUCAGAUGUACUAUGAUGAUCUACCAUUUUGGGGUUUUGUUGGGAAAAUUGAAGAAGACAGUUGGACACUUGAGAAGAAGUCACUCAAGUAUUUUCUUUUCAAACAUGUACAGUUUGAUGUGCUUUAUAAUGGAAACCAAAUUAUAGAAGUACAUGCAAUUGGUGACCCAAAUCAGGUUGUUGAUAUAACAGAAGAUGUAGGGGUUGACGUUCAGUUCACUUAUUCAGUCGUCUGGAAUACCACAUCAGCUGCUUUUGAUACCAGAAUGGAUAGAUAUUCAAGGGCUUCAUCCCUCCCAAUCCACCUGAAAAUUCAUUGGUUUUCAUUCAUCAACUCAGUUAUCACUAUUAUGCUAUUGAUAGGAUUACUUACUUUGCUUUUCAUGAGGCGUCUGAGGAAUGACUUGAGAACCAGGUUUUCAACUGGAGAUGAAGAAGAUGACAAGGAGGUUGGUUGGAAAUAUAUUCAUGGUGAUGUAUUUAGAUAUCCUCGAAAUAAGUCCUUGUUUUGUGCUGUCAUGGGCGUGGGUACUCAGCUGCUAACCUUAGUUUGCUCCUUAUUUGUAUUGGUGUGUCUUGGAAUUCUCUAUCCCUACAAUCGUGGAACACUAUGCACUGCGCUUGUCAUUUUAUAUUCUCUGACAUCUGUAGUUGCUGGAUACACUACAGCUUCCUUCCACUGUCAGUUUGCUGAAACUGGAUGGGAAAGGAGUGUCCUGCUGGCUGGAAUCAUGUAUGCAGGUCCCUUGUUUGUGAUUGGUUCCAUUCUUAAUGUGGUUGCUGUAUCUUAUGGGGCCACCGCGGCACUCCCUUUUGGCACUAUCAUGGUUAUCAUUCUCCUAUAUGCUUUUCUCACCAUUCCGUUACUUGUGUUGGGUGGGGUGAUAGGAUACCUCUUUAGGUCUGCGUUUCAGUCACCUUGUGCUACUAAAAGAUACCCGAGAGAGAUUCCUCCGUUGCCUUGGUAUCGAGAUACUCCUUGCCAGAUGUUUCUUGGGGGUUUCUUACCAUUUAGUGCUAUUGUCCUUGAGUUACAACAUUUAUAUGCGAGCUUGUGGGGAUACAGGAUAUUCACUCUUCCCAGCAUUUUGUUUAUUAUGUUCAUCAUCCUCAUCCUGAUCACUGCAAUAUUAAGUGUUGGUUUGACAUAUAUUCAGCUAUCCGUGGAAGAUCAUCAAUGGUGGUGGAGAUCUGUGUUUUGUGGGGGCUCAACCGCCAUUUUUAUGUUUGCUUAUUGUAUCUACUUCUACACAAGGUCAAGCAUGAGUGGCUUAUUGCAGUUCUCAUUUGUUUUCGGCUACAAUGCCUGCAUGUGCUAUGCAUUCUUCUUGAUGCUUGGCACAGUAGGCUUCCGUUCUUCCCUUAUGUUCGUUCGCUACAUUUACCGAGCUGUUAAGAGCGAAUGACUCUGCCUCUGCAUAUGUUCAUGGGAAUGGCAUAACUUUCUUGUCUUUCUGUCAUGGUGCCAUCACUGGAACCCCUUUUCUUGCUAACCAUAUUAUAAAAAUCGAGAAAGAAGAAGACAUGGAAAGAUUAGACAUGGAAAGAUUGUGAAGAAUGUGAUAUGAACAAAUAUUUCAUCUUUGGUAUGAGAGAAAAUCAUGGCUAACUUUUGAUGCAAA
Molecule: messenger RNA, 2069 nt
Organism: Gossypium raimondii (Peruvian cotton)
Lineage: Eukaryota; Viridiplantae; Streptophyta; Magnoliopsida; Malvales; Malvaceae
Product: transmembrane 9 superfamily member 5
Exons: 7
Coding region: 72-1853 (593 amino acids)
Biological process (GO): protein localization to membrane
Cellular component (GO): membrane
Source: RefSeq, a predicted model, not a curated record